GCUUUUUGCUUUUUAGUUUAAUGUCUACCGGAAGCUAAAAUUUCCCACAAAUCUACCAUAACCAGACUACACCUGGCAACACUGUUGACAGCAUUGAUAUUUUUUGACAGUGACAGGAACGUCAAAUUAAAAUUGUCUUGUUUUUUGUAUUUAAAAAGUCGAUAGUGCCUGAUAAAUUUUAAUGUGUGUUCAAAACUCGAAAAUAUAUAUAUUUUUAGUUGUAUAUUAAGAGGUGCCUUUUCAAUUAUGUGAUACUACUCCAUAUUGUCUAUAAUGUUUGGAAGAAAACAUCAUGAUAAGGCGAAACUAGAGCACAAACUAUACUUGGCACGAGAAACGCCAGAACCAGUAUUUGAUAUAUCAGAUUGUUCUCUACAUGAAGUACCUUCUGGCAUAUACUCAUUAUGUAGAGUGUUUCUGAAGGAAUCACUUCUACUCAACAACAAUUGUCUAUCAUCUCUUUCUGGAGGUGGAGAAUUGAAUGAUUUGCAAUUAUUGAAGGUUCUAAAUAUAAGCAAUAACCAGUUUAGUCAUCUGCCUGAUGAUAUCCAUAUUUUAAAAAGCUUACAGGAAUUAUAUUUGAGCCACAACCAGUUAAGGCAAAUGUGUGAUAGUAUUUGUAAGUUAAGCAACCUUCAGGUUUUAGAUGUUUCACACAAUUUAUUGAAAGCUUUACCUGUUGAUAUUGGGGAAUUGAAGCAGUUGAAGAAGUUAGAUAUUACAGAAAACAAAAAGCUAAGAUAUUUACCAAAGAGUUUUUACAGACUGCAUAGACUUAAGGCUUUAAACUUAGAUGCCGAUUGUUUUUGUUAUCCUCCGAAAGAAGUUGUAGAGGAUGGGAUAGAUCCUAUAAGAAGGUUUAUUUGUGAUGAUAUUGGAGUCAAUUAUGAAUCUAUAGAGCCUCAACAUGAAGACCAAGAUUCAGAAACAAAAAUUAAUGAUGAGGUUGAUUUGGUUCAGGCGAAAAUAUGGGAACUAGAACAACUAAAGCAACAAAAAAUGAAACAUUUUCUAGAAAUCGAAAGGUACAAUGAACUCAUGCAGAGGCAUGAACUAGAACUUGCAAAUGCUUCAAAGACUGAUAGAGAUAAGUUACUGGCAAUGUUAACAGAGGAGCAAGUCAUCCUUGAUGAAAAACUGAAUAAAAUCCAUCGGCAGAAGGAGACUGAAAGGUUUAGAUUGAUAGAAAGAUUACAAGAAGAAGAAAAUAACGCACAUAUGAUCAUAAACGAACUACUAAGCCUUGACAACACACCACUGGAACAGCUGAUUGAACAAGAAGAAAAAGAAACAGAAAAGCUAUUGGCCAUGUUGAAUGAGUAUGAUGAAUCACUAAGGAAAGAUGAUAUUUUAAAAGCUAUGCAGAAUAUUUUAGAGCAAGAGACAGCAAUGUUGAAACAAGUAGAUGAAGACCGCAUGGUCACUUCUAAAAGCAUUUUAGAACAACAAUCAGAAUUAGAUGGAAAACUAGCAGAUGUUCUCAGGGAUCAAGAGGAGUGCAAAGCAAAGCUAGUAAAUGACUUGAAUGAAGAUACUGAUUUACAAAAAGCUGCUGUUGCCACACUAUUAGAGAGAGGUGAUGCUAGAAGUUGGGGAUUGUUACAACAAAUUCGACUGGUUGAGUCACAGCUAGCUAGAUUGACAAAUAUAGAGAUGGACAGGAAGAAACUGCAGAUGAAUCAACACCUGAACAAUUUAUGUGACCAAAGAAUAGGACUAUCUUGCCUACUAAUCAGUUUGAUUGAUCAACAAAAGGAAAGGCAAUUACAACUGAUAUCAACAUUGCAAGGUAUGGAAGAAAGUAGCAAUGAUAUUGACGAUUUCUGGUUGAAGCAGUACCAAAGACUACUUGAUCAAUUGCCAGAAGGUCUCUCUCAAGCUCAAAAGAACAUAGAUCCUUCUUUAGCUCAUGCUUUGCUAGUCAAUGGAGUCAUUCACUGUUUGCCAUUUCUCGCUAAACUCACUCAAAGUCAAUAUGACCUGUCUGAAGUAACAGACCAUGAUUUGUUUGAAGCAGGUUUAAAUUCUGGCAACGACCGUAGACGUAUCUUGGACGCCUUUCAAAUGUAUAAAAAAGAAAAACAUCUCAGUGACAAUUCAAACAUUCCAUCUGCUCCUCCAUUGUUAGACGAGGCAAGUGCACCACCUGCUGAAGAAAUUAGUGCAAUUACCACAGUGGAGUGCGUAAUAUGCCUAGAUAUGGAGUGUCAAAUUAUCUUUUUACCAUGUGGACAUCUUUGCUGCUGUCAGAAUUGCGGGUCAAAGAUAGCAACAUGCCCACUUUGCAGAAUAGAUGUAGAAAAAGUGAUAAAAAUGCAUGCAAAUAUUUAAAGAAUAUAGUCUAUUAACAUUUUUAUCUAUACUGCUAUUUCUCUUUGUGACUUUGAAAUUUUGACACAUACUGUUUUGAGGCAUGAACUAUUUUCAUCUGAAGUUGUUAAGUGAUGUUAUACCUUGAUAUAUCUAAGAUAUGCUUAGUUGGGAUACAUGCAUAUUUGAUGUAACAUCUGAAACUUAUCCUGUGAUUUUCAUGUUGAUAAUCCCCCUUAUUUCUCUGGCCAAUCAAAACCAUAUACACAUGUUGAAAAAAUCUAUAUUGUAAUCGUUUCGGUCACAAGAGUGACCCUCUUCAGUACAAUGACUAUGAGCGCCCAGCACCGCCUAGAGGUAGGCAUUCCCACACUCAAAAAAGGACAACCAGCCCUCCAAAAUGAUGAACAUGAGAACUGUUGUCGAAACACACUGAUUAAUUGUUAUGCAAUCUUCGACUAAAAUAUUGCAAAUGCAUUUUUUGCAAAUCUGAAACGCAAGAAAUAGUGCUUUGAUAUUUAAAGGAAACUAUGUUGUUUGCCCUGUGAAGAAAAUACGAUUGGCGUUGAGAUGGCGAAUUAAAACAUCUGUGCGUUUGAGAUCAUACAACAAACCAUGAGAAAAACUUGGACAAAAAAAUCAUUAUCCAUUAGUUUCGUUGGAGAAUAUCAAUUAGAUCUUUCGUUCAAGGAUAUUCAACCAAAUUGGGUCACACAGAUGAACUAGAAAUACAAUUAUUGUUGAAUUCUAUAUACAACACAUGCCAAAAACCACAAUCUUUGAUAUCUGUAAAGCAUGUUGCAGCAAAGAGGCACAUGUUAGUUCCAGUGGCCCAUAGGUAUAUAAUGCUUGUACUGGUAAUUUAUGAAAUAAACCAUUUAAGAAAAUUAAGGCAGAAGUGAAUGGCUGAAUUAUACAAACGUUUGAUUGACUUUCUGACACUUUUGUGGCUUGGUGUGGUUCUUCUAGUUAUAUUUAUUGUAUAUACAGUGAUGUGUGUGUAAUGUAUGGAGAAUGUAAUACUUAUUUUUGACACUUUGAUAGAACCUCUUAAAAUAAUAUCAUCCUUAGCUUAAAUGCCAACAAACAGAUCUGAUAGAUCCAUUUUGUCGCCUACCUAUAUUUAAUGCAUGGUAGAUAUUCUAAUUUCAACUCAAAAAUUAGUUGUAUAAAGACAAAAAAUGUCUACCUGUCGUGUUCUAAAUAUAGGCUUAUUCCUUCACCUUCCUUUUGUAAUUGUUAUACAUCUGAAGGCCAAACUGUUGUUUCUUACAUUAUUUUUUCACAGGACAAACAAAAUGAUGUUUAGAUGUUGAUGUACUGUUUCUCGCGUUUCAUAACCAUAAACAAUGCAUUUGCAACAUUUUAGUUGGAGAUUGCAUAGUAAUUAACUGGUGUGACAUUCUGGGUGGGUUUUCAAGUUUUUUUUUUUGUGCUUUUGGCAUCUUUAGGACUCUGGACAUAUCUGGUACAUUAAAAAAAUGACAGUUAACCUUAUCCUUACUUUGGAGGCCUCCAUUUUUAGGAGUGGGAAUGCCUACUUCCAGGUGGUCCUGGGCUAUACUAGUUUUGGUUGGUGCUAUCUUAAAAUUUGGAAUGAUGGCUUUGCACAAUUUAAGUAUGUUAUGGGACCUUCCAUACUUCCACAUGUAGUAACCCACUGUUUAGGAAUAUGAGAAUGAAGAAAAACAUGUAGUUUCACCUAGAAGACAGAAAAAUAACAUUUUCUUCAACACAUGUGGUUUCAAUUAGAGAAAUAUGGGGGAUCAACUUGCAUAUUUGUCUUGGUUUUUGUUUUCAACCAAACUUCUAGUUUUGCUCAAGUUCAUCCAGCAAGAUAUAUUGAAGGUUAAUUACAAAACAUUUCAUUAUGAUUUGAUUUAAAUUUUAUGUGAUACUGCAUCUUUUAGCAGCAGUAGACUUUUUUAUUUUUUGGAUACAGCUUUUGGCGAAAAUAGAGCAUUUGGCCCUUAUAUUGCAAGUGUUUGAAAUAAAACAAAAAUGAAAUAAAU
This is a messenger RNA of Acanthoscelides obtectus, 4322 nucleotides long. The record is from the annotation of a GenBank genome assembly. Lineage: Eukaryota; Metazoa; Arthropoda; Insecta; Coleoptera; Chrysomelidae.